Molecule: messenger RNA, 392 nt
Organism: Paramecium sonneborni
Lineage: Eukaryota; Ciliophora; Oligohymenophorea; Peniculida; Parameciidae
Source: the annotation of a GenBank genome assembly
AUGGAAAAAAAAUAAGUUAUCCAUCAUCGAAACCACUUGAUUCUUAUUUAUAUGUUUUCUUUAGAAAAAUUAGAUAUUUUCAAAAUUGAUUAGAUAAAUAAAUUGCUUAUGUACAUUGGAUUUCAGGCAUCUUUUUUACUCUACUGUUCUGCCAGAAAAUAUUCUAUUACUGUAGAGAAACUAGAUUUUGAUUUCGAAUUUUUAUUAGAACCAUAAUCUAAUUUUGAAUUCGAUUAAUUACCACGAUAAGUUAAUAGUAAUUUAUUUUUUUAAUGGUAGAUGGAACACUUAUCUUUGGUUUAUUUUUAGAAGGAUGUAAAUUGGAUUAGGGUAAAGAAAUGAUUGUUGAAUCUAAUGAUAAAAUACUUAUAACCUUAACAAUUAUCAUCUGA